CGUUGGACUAGCUUGGACUAAUGAAUGAAGAAAAGAAACAUCGAUAAGAACAUUUAAAGUACAUUGUCGUUCGGUCCACUUUGAGUUGAGAAGAAAGGCAUUUACAAGGAAGCGAAAGUCACAAAUGCGGUUGACACCUUGAAGUGGCAAGUGUUGUUAAAAGUUUUUUUUGAACGCGUUCUGGAUGACGCCGGCACAGAGAGAAAGCUGCCAUGGAAAGCUGUGAAAUACGACAGUGGACGCAGUCAGCUGGGAUGCAAAGUGCAUCUGAGCCGCGCCGUUUGACACCAUUGAGAAGACAACCAGAGUGACUGCUUGCUCGAGUGUCCACCAUCAUGCCCUUCUCCUCUGCAAGGAAGCUGACUCUGUGCGAGGCCCUGACCUUUGUCCUGCUACUCGUCGCUCCCGCCUGCCUGUCCUCCCUGCAGAACGCUUCCUGGGUUUCUGCAUGGAAUCCUUAUGGUGAAGGCUUGUUGGGCCGUCCUGCACGAACUCGACGCCAGCUGCACUUUAGGAAUGAAUGGGCAAGCUGGAGCGGCUGGUCUGUGUGCUCACGAAGUUGUGGGGCCGGUGCCUCUGUGCGCACACGAAACUGCACCACCAGAAACCCAGCGGGAGGACCAUGUGGAGGUGAUCCCAGACAAUACAAGAUCUGCAACACUGAGGAGUGCCCUCCUGGCUCAAAAGAUUUCCGAGAGAUGCAGUGUGCUGCUUUCAAUGACAGACAGCUGGUGACAGGAAACUCCUUCAGAUGGACUACCUUUCAUGGAGGCUCCAACCCCUGUGAGCUCAGCUGCCUUGCCUUGGAUCAUAACUUCUACUACAACUUUGGACGUGUGCUUGAUGGCACAGCCUGUGACAAAGUACCUGGAGCUGUAUGUGUCAACGGACGCUGUCUGAAACCUGGCUGUGAUUCCAUCUUGGGUUCAAAGGAGCAAGAGGACGCCUGCAUGGUAUGUGGAGGGAAAAACACCACCUGUCUUCACCACAGGAGUGUUUACCAGAGCAAUGGCCUGGAGGCAGGAGGACCUUUUGGAUACAAUGAAGUAGCCAAGAUACCAGCUGGAGCCACUCACAUCCGAGUCACGGAUAACAGCAGGAAUUAUCUUGCUCUCCAGAAUGGCCGCUCCCAGUUUGUGAUCAAUGGAAACUGGAAGAUCAGCGUCCCGGGAGAGUACAAUAUAGCGGGGACCAAACUUGUAUACCGGCGGUCAGCUGACACCUGGGAGAGCUUUGAGGUCCCGGGGCCUACCCAGGAAGACUUACGUCUAAUGGUUCUUGCCACAGACAGAAACCCAGGGAUUGAGUAUGAGUACUGGUUACCACCAGACCAGUACAACCUUCACCAUGGGAGGAGAAGUCCACUGCGUCAGGCUCACCACAGUCCCAGCUACCUGCCCUGGAAGCAACCCACCAUUACAACCACUAUCACCACAAUCACCCCUACGCGGCCUCCCCCAGUGAGCAGCCGUCCCUACUGGUUUGUAAGGCCACUGAAGCCACCACGGCAGCCUUUCCGCCAUCCCAUUUUGCCUCGCCUAGAACGAGAGGAGAACCACAGAAACCUGCUGCCUCAGCCCGUGCCUGGAAGACAUUGUGGGAAAUGCCGGAGGGUUAAGGGUCGUCGAGAACGGAAGAAGCAGUAUUGCCAGAAGGAUUUUAUUUUUCGGGCCAGAGUCUUGGGGAAGCUGUACAGAGGAGAGGAGACACGUUACGACGUCCAGAUCCUUCAUACUUACCGGAACGGCUUCCGCCUUGAGCAUCGUGAGUUCCUUUGGGUCCCCAAUGUGUGUGACUGCCCCAACCUGGAGAAGGGCAAGCAAUAUAUACUGAUGGUGCGCCGACACAUUAACUAUGAGCAUACGCUAAACCGCAUCCUGCUGGAAGAGGACAGCUACGUGGUACCGUACAGACCCAGAGAGGACGAGCUAGUGUGGCAACUGGAGAGGCUGUGCAACAACAGAAGACAUAAACAUCCUGCAGUGAGAACGGACUGACACACAGGAUGUGGUUCAGCUUUUGCUUUUCUGGACGUUCAUCAAUCCAACGCCUGAUGAAUACUAGAGCGUUGUCACUGGAGAGAAAUGACAGCCAGAUGAAACUCUCCACACAAAGAAACCAAAGAGACUCUUAAGUUUAUUUAAAAGCCUGCAUGGUUUACUAUUAUACAGAGCACUUUAGGUGGACACCUGCAGCCACCUGUAAAACAUAUACCAAAGAGCAGUGACUGAAAAAUGCCCAUUUCAUUGCUGUUUUUCUAAAUCUAGUUUAUUUUAUGCACUAUAUUAUUUUUGACAGCUUUAAGAAAAAAUCCACCUUUUACCACUUUACAAUAAGGCUAUCAUCAUAACUUGAUUAAUAGGUUUCUAAUGGACGUAUAAACAUUUUGUAAGAUUUUAAUAAGCAUGUCUAAAUGAUCUAUAACAAACUAAUAUCAACAACUUCAUUUGGCAAGUUCAAGCGACUACUAAACUUUAGUGUUCUCUCUUUUGUGACCCUUUGGUCAUGACGAGCAUCCGCCAGUAUUUUAUAGUGAAAUGGAUAUAAUUAACUCACUAUUCAAUCAUAUGUUUGGUAUUCAAGUUUCAAGUGCAGUGCAUCUAUUAGUCCAUCCCAGGGGCGUCACUAGGUUUUAUGGAUAGGGGGACUUACCCCCAAGGAGAUGCACAGCAUGUAAGUGAAUGUAGUGCGCAAGCAUAAAAUUGCUGAGAAAUUGCUUUUUUUUACGUUUUUGGACAGAUUUUAAAACAAUACAAUACUAGGUAAAAGUUCAAAGUCACUGUUCGAUUUAUAGUUAUUUGUCUGUUUUUAAAUCCAGUACACAAACACAGCAAGUAUAUUUACAGCAUUUAUUUAUUUAUGAGUGUGCGUGUGCGUGUGUGUGUGUCCUGUUCAGCUGUUAGGUCAAGCAGAAUGGUGGAUCUGUAUCCCUUUUAUGGCUGAACAGUUUUACUGUGUCACAGUGGAGUUUUUAAGCUGCUUCUUAGUAUUAUAAUGGAUAUUUAUUGAGAAUCAGAUUCGAUCAGUCGAACAAAACAAGGUUUCAAGAGGGAAGUGAGAAAAGAAGACAACAAAAGCUAAAACACUAACUAUAAACAAGAUGUGAAAAGUAAAUCCUUAUACAUCUAGAACAAUGACACAUUAGAUAUGAGUGUGGUAUGGGGCAUUAGUGCUACACCCUGUGAGGGAAGGACAGGACCAGAUAGGACAAGGAGAGGAGAGGAAGCAUGUAGGACAAGGGUCGUGAACCCGGCGGUACAGCUGAAGUGUGGUGGGAGUGGCUAUGUACAACCCCAAUUCCAAUGAAGUUGGGUCGUUAUGUUAAACAUAAAUAAAAACAGAAUACAAUGAGUUGCAAAUCUUGUUCAACCCAUAUUUAAUUGAAUACACUACAAAGACACUUCGAAUUUUAUGGCUGGAACACAUUCCAAAAACGCUGGGACAGGUGGCAAAAAAGACAACACCUGUUUGGAACAUCCCACAGGUGAACAGGCUAAUUGAAAACAGGUGGGUGCCAUGAUUGGGUAUAAAAGGAGCUUCCCUGAAUUGCUCGGUCAUUCACAAGCAAAGAUGGUGCGAGGUUCACCUCUUUGUGAACAAGUGUGUGAGAAAAUAGUUGAACAGUUUAAGGACAAGGUUCCUCAACGUACAAUUGCAAGGAAUUUCAUCAUCUAUGGUCCAUAAUAUCAUCAAAAGGUUCAGAGAAUCUGGAGAAAUCACUGCAUGUAAGGGGCAAGGCCGAAAACCAACAUUGAAUGCCUGUGACCUUCGAUCACUCAGGCGGCACUGCAUCAAAAACGACAUCAAUAAAAAAAAGGAUAUCACCACAUGGGCUCAGGAACACUUCAGAAAACCAAUGUCAGUAAAUACAGUUCGGCGCUACAUCCGUAAGUGCAACUUGAAACUCUACUAUGCAAAGCAAAAGCAGUUUAUCAACAACACCCAGAAACGCCGCCGGCUUCUCUGGGCCCGAGCUCAUCAAAGAUGGACCGAUGCAAAGUGUUCUGUGGUCCGACAAGUCCACAUUUCAAAUUGUUUUUGGAAAUUGUGGACGUCGUCUACUCUGGGCCAAAGAGGAAAAGAACCAUCCGGACUGUUAUGGACGCAAAGUUCAAAGGCCAGCAUCUGUGAUCGUAUGGGUUUGUGUUGGUGCCAAUGGCACGGAUAACUUAAACAUGGGAAAGAAUUCCACCUACAAAGCUUCAACAAUUAGUGUCCUCAGUUCCCAAACGUUUAUUGAAUGUUGUAAAAAGAAAAGGUGAUGUAACGCAGUAGUAAACAUGACCCUGUCCCAGCUUGGUUGGAAAGUUUUGCAGUCAUAAAAUUCUAAGUUAAUGAUUAUUUCAUAAAAACAAUAAAGUUUAACACUUUGAACAUUAAACAUCUUGUCUUUGUAGUUAGUGUAUUCAAUUAAAUAUAGGUUGAACGUAAUUUACAAAUCAUUGUAUUCUCUUUAGAUUUAUGCUUAACACAACGUCCCAACUUCAUUGGAAUUGGGGUUGUAAAUGAUAAACCUCGAUAGGGCCAGUGUGGGAGUGAGGAGAUACCCAAGCAAUUUGCAUAUUCAUGAGUUAUUUGACCCAAUACCAUACCCACUGCGAAGCAUGGGGGUGGAAACAUCAUGGCGCUGCUUUUCUCCAAAGGGAACGGGGCGACUGAUCCAUAUUAAGAAGAGGAUGAAUGGAGCCAUGUAUCGUGAGAUUUUGAGUGAAAACCACCUUCCCUCAGUAAGAGCAUUGAAGAUGGAACACGGCUGGGUCUUCCAGCAUGACAAUGACCUCAAACACACAGCCGUGUAACUAAAGAGGGGCCCCAUGAGAAGUAUUUCAAGGUCCUGUACUGGACUAGCCUGUCUCCAGACCUCAACCCAAUAUAAAACCUGUGGAGGGCGUUCAAAGUCCGUGUUGGCCAGCGACAACCCCGAAACAUAACGGAUCGAGAUGGGGAAAAUGGGCGAAAAUACACUGUAUUGCCAAAAUUAUUUGCUCACCUGUUUUGCCUUACAUAUGAUUUUCAGUGAUAUCCCAUUCUAAAUCCAUAUGGUUUACGAUUAUGUUGUUUUACCCUUUGCAGCUUUAACUCUUGUAGGAUGGCUUUCAACAAGGUUUAGGAGUGAGUUUAUGGGAAUUUUUGCAGGCCAGUCAGGCCAGUCAAGUUCAUCCAUACCAAAUUCUCUCAUUCAUGCCUUUAUGGACCUAGCUUUGUGCACUGGUGCACAGACAUGUUGGAACAGGAAGGGGUAACCCCUAAUCUGUGCAUCAGUGCACAAAUUAAGGUUCAUAAUUUGAUGUGGAUGAAAUUGACUCGCCUGCACAAUCCUGACCUCAACCCUACAGAACACUUUUGAAUUAAAUAGACCGGAGACUGAGCGCCAGGCCUUCUCGUCCAACAUGGGCGUGUAACCUCACAAAUGCACUUCUGGAAAAAUGGUCAUAAAUUCUCAGAAACACACUCCUAAACAUUGUGGAAAACCUUCCCAGAAGAGUUUAAGAUGUUAUAACUGCAGAGGGUGUGCCAAUGUCAUUUUAAACCCUAUGGAUUAAGAUUAGGAUGUCACUUUCUUCAUAUGUGAGUCCAGGCAAGUGAGCAAAUAAUUUUGGCAAUAUAGUGUACCUGCUGCAGUGUGUGAAAACCUGGUCAAGAAUUACAGGUAACGUUUGACCUUGGUAAUUGCAAACAAAUGUUUCAUUACAAAGUAUUGAGUUAAACAUUUUGAUUGUUUGAAAAUUGAUAUCCCAAAAAAUAUACAAAUAGAUUAUUUAAAAAUCACACAAUCUGAUUUUCUGGAUUAUUUUCUCUCACAGUUGAAGUAUACCUAUGAUGAAAAUCAGAGACCUCUCUCGUCUUUUAAGUAGGAGAACUUGGACAAUUGGCGCUUCGAGGUCAUAUCUGGAAAAAUGUCAUAUUUGAGACUGGAAGAAUGGCACAUGACCAGAGAGAUCCAAUCCCAAGCAUCGGUUAUCGAAGAAGGAGGAGAUAUUGAAACUUGCGGCUAGUUUUCAAAGGAUACACCUUCUGGAAACAACGAGUCCCUGCAACUUACCAUCGCGGAAUACAGAUACUAUGCUAUAUCAUGGUUCUUGCUUCGCUGUCCCGCUAAAGUGUCGAUUUUUAUUAAGUUGUUACUCUAUUUUUUAUACUGUUUGUACAGUAUUUUGUGUUAUCCAUUGAUCUCUCUCAAUAUAUUAUCAGUGUUUAGUUUUUAAUUAUUUUUUUUAGGACGAUAUAUUUUCUCCAAAACUAUCACGACAAACAACAGUAUUAGAGCAUAAUAAUGCAAGUACAUCCUUUUUAAAACCAAUUAAUUUAAAUAAUAUAUUUAACAUUGGCUUUGUAAUGUAGAACCCCAAAAAAACUUACAUAAAUCAAAAAUAUUAAUAUAACACUCACAAAAAUGUUCACAAAAAUUGCACUUGAAAAAAUAUUGUACAGAUUAAUGCCUUAACAGGCAACAUACUGCCAAUCAGGUUUCCAGGUGGUUCAGACAAAGUGCAAAAUAUAGCAACAUUAAUAACAGCACAGCAAGUAGAUCAAAGCAACCUGAUUUGAUGGAAGAUUUGUACUACUUUUCAAAAGUCUGUAGCCUUUCUUUAAACACUGCUUUGUCAACAUGUUCAAUGGCUACAUCGCUACAACAGUGAGUAUGCUAUACUGUAUAUAAUGUGAGCAUACGUGCACCAUAUACGCUGUCACGUUUGUAUUUGCAUUGUUGGGCAAAUGUUCCAUAAUUGUAAGAUGACGGGAAACAACAAAUGUCCCACAAUAUUUUUUGUUCUCAUCAGAAGAAAUUAGGUGGGACGGUCAUGUUUAAAAUGGAUUAUGUCACUUUGAGGUUUUAAGUUGUGCGGUCUUUGUUGCGACUUCAUACAAAUUCGACGUACCAGCUCGUUGGUGUUAGCGGGAUGGCUGUGCUCAUCUGACUUGAAUCCAAAAUGUUCCCACAUCGACACGGUGGUGUUAGGCUUUGGAACUAAUUCCAUUUAUGCCGCUGUCAUGGGUGUGUGUUCCGGUUUUUGUCUUCCCCACUGUUUCACACACACCUGGUCCUGAGAGCAUCUUCACCACCUGUGCCUCGUUCACCCUAAUUGCACCUUGCAUUUAACCUCGUGUCUCAUUCUUUCUCAUCGCCAGUUCGUUGUACCUUGUCGUCGCGUUCCAGCAUUCCUUGUUGCCAUAUAUAUAUUGUGUUAUCCAUUUAUCUCUCUCUCUCUCUCUCUCUCUCUCUCUCUCAAUAUAUUAUCUGUGUUUAGUUUUUAAAUUAUAUAUAUAUAUAUAUAUAUAUAUAUAUAUAUAAUAUAAGUAUUCAGACACCCUUCAAUUUGUCACUCUUUUUUUAUGUUGCAGCCAUUUGCUAAAAUCAUUUAAGUUCAUUUUUUUUCACGGUAAUGUACACACAGCACCCCAUAUUGACAGAAAAUAAAUUAAUUUUUUUCAGAUUAAAAAAGAAAAACUGAAAUAUCACACAGCCAUUCAGUAUUCAGACCCUUUGCUGUGACACUCAUAUUUAACUCUGUUGCUGUCCAUUUCUUCUGUUGAUCUUUGAGGUGGUUCUAGACCUUCAUUGGAGUCCAGCUGUGUUUGAUUAUACUGAUUGGUCUUGGACUGAUUAGGAAAGCCACACACCUGUCUAUAGAAGACCUUACAGCUCACAGUGCAUGUCAGAGCAAAUGAGAAUCAUGAGGUCAAGGGAAUAAAGAAAAUUCAGGUUUAUUUCUGUCAAUAUGGGGUGCUGUGUGUACAUUAAUGAGGAAAAAAAAUUAACUUAAAUGAUUUUAACUAAUGGCUGCAAUAUAACAAAGAGUGAAAAUUUUAAGGGGAUCUGAAAACUUUCCGUACCCACCGUAUGUAUGUAUGUAUGUAUAUAUAUAUAUAAGAGCCAGAGAGGGAGAGAAAGAGGUAACUGAAUAUCUCUAUAUGGCUCUUCAGACAACACCAAACCAUACAAAUGUAAGCCAACUUACUUUCAAAACUGCUGAGGUACGAGACCUAAAACUCAAUACCCUUUUCAAGCUGACUCUGAGUAUUCUGCGUAGGUCACUCAUAAUAACUUAACUCUAGGAGACAGCGAUUGAACUUUGACUAGCUUAUAGUUGUCACGAUGUGUUUACCUCCCAACGGGAAGGUCACAUGGCACUGAACACGAAACGUGGAAAUGUUGCGUACAUAGAGCCCAUUCAGCUCUGGGCACAGGAUAGGUGUGCCUCAACAUGCUCCUUUCGCUAACAUGCAACUACGUAUGGACAACACAACAAGAGUCUCGGGCGGGGGUGGGCAAACUACGACCCGCGGGCCACAUCCGGACCGUUGAUCAUUUCCAUCCGGCCCGCCAAAGAUUGGUACAGAAUUGCCCAAAUCAUAUCAAAAUCAUGACUGCAUUCAUUUGACCUUGUCCUGUAAUGCCGAGUGGUUCCUCCAGGUUGUGCUGUAAUGCACAGUGGUUCCACCAGGUUGUCCUGUAAUGCCUAGUGGUUCCACCAGGUAGCGCAGUAGGUACAGUGAUACAUUGACUUGACUUUGGCUGUUUUGUUUUUUCUCUGCUCCUGCUCUGAACCUUUCUUCAACCAUGAGUGGGCCAAAGAAAAGAAAAGUCGACAGUGAGUGCCAAGUGUUUAAUAUAAAAUGGACUACUAAAUACUUUUUCACUGAAGUCCGGUCAAAGGCUGUAUGUCUAAUUUGUUAAGAAACCAUUGCGGUUUUAGAGGAAUAUAACAUCAGCCGUCACUUUUCUACCAAGCAUGCUGAUUAUGCUAACAGCCAAUCAACGCAGGAACUGAUGGCUACGGCUCAGCGGUUAAAAUCAAGCUUGCAGGCUCAGCAAAACACCUUUAUCUGACAAAAUGCUAUCCAAGAUUCGGUCACACAAGACCCUAAAAUAGCGCCACGGGACCUGCAGAGGGAACUGACUGAUCUCCAAUGUGAUACUGUCUUAAAAGAGAAGUUUAACUCUCAGACUGGAUGGGUUUUGUGCUUCAUUAAGUGCAAACAAAUUUUUUUAAAAAUCCAGAAGAUGGCACAGAGGAUGCUGGUGGUGUUUGGCUGUAAACGUGUGUGAACAGACUUUUAGUGUGAUGAACACCAACAGAACAUCCUACAGAUCCCAGCUGAUCUCACACCUCAGAUGUGUUCUGAGAAUUGCCACAACAAAACUAACACCAGACUUUGAUGCACUGGCAAAAAAAAAAAAAGUGAUCAACAAAACAACACUGUUCCCAUUAAAAGUAACUCUUAAGUAUUAACACUAUAAUGCCUUUUAUUUUAUUUCUUUUUUUAUGUAAGCAUCUGGUCCUGGCUUGGCCCGCCUGUCAAAUUUUAAGUCAAUGUGGCCCCUGCGCCAAAAAGUUUGCCCACCCCUGGUCUAGGGUGGAAAUACGUACCAAAUCUACGGUGGCCUAGAAGUGCAAAAACAAUGUAAAAAAAUGUUAUGUUUCAGAAAACAAAUUAACAAAAGCCGAAACACUUUUACAAAA
This is a messenger RNA of Phycodurus eques (leafy seadragon), 9467 nucleotides long. RefSeq names its product ADAMTS like 5 (gene adamtsl5). Gene Ontology annotation, molecular function: protein binding; metalloendopeptidase activity. Gene Ontology annotation, biological process: extracellular matrix organization. The record is from RefSeq and is a predicted model, not a curated record. Bases 336 to 1997 code for a protein of 553 amino acids. Gene Ontology annotation, cellular component: extracellular matrix. Lineage: Eukaryota; Metazoa; Chordata; Actinopteri; Syngnathiformes; Syngnathidae. The transcript has 14 exons.